Molecule: messenger RNA, 2229 nt
Organism: Paramecium octaurelia
Lineage: Eukaryota; Ciliophora; Oligohymenophorea; Peniculida; Parameciidae
Source: the annotation of a GenBank genome assembly
AUGUAAAUCGAGUUUGAUAAAUACUUAUCAUUGUUAACUAAUUUAGAUGAAGAAAUUGGUAAAAAGAUAAAAGAGCAAUACCAUUUGGUUUAAAAUAAACAAUCAGAAUCCUAAAAGUGGAAUGACUAUUAAAGCAAAUUAUUAAAGUCUUUGAUACAGACCUAUUGUUCUAAUUAAAAUAAAAUCCAUGCUCAGAUACCAGACAAUGUUUGGAACAUCGUCUCAAAAUUGCUAAGCAAAUCUGUAAUGGAUUGCAGAUCACAAUUAGAAAACUAAAAAAAAUAAAUAUUCCAUUAAUAAUAAUGGAGUAAAAAUGAGGAUGAAGCCUUAAAAGAAAUUUGCAACUAGUAUAUCUCGGAAAAUAAACAAUUUAAUUGGAGCGAUAUAGCAAAAGAAUUAUCCUAAAAGUGUCGCAAAUCUACAAUAAAGCUGACAAAAUUUGUACGAGAUAGGUGGAUUAAUAAACUAAACCCCCAAAUAUAGAAAGGUCCUUGGGACCCAAAUGAAGAAUAUUAAUUUAUGAAAUUUAUAUUAAAAAAUGGAAAAAAUUGGUAAGUAAUUGCUUUGGAAAUGAAAAAUCAUAGAACUGAGAGUUCUGUAAAAAAUAGAUACUUUAAAAUUUUAAAAAAGUUAGAAAUAAAGGAGAUUUAAUUAUUGGAUAAAAAAUAAAUUGAGAAUGAACUUUCAAAACAUUAGUUAAAUUAAUUCAAUAAAAUUGAAGAACUAGGAUAACUAGAAAUUAGUUUUAUUUUGUUUUAUUUAAAUGAACUUGCAUAGAAGCUCAAUGAAUAGAAUAUUAAUUAAUCUGAUAAUAUUAGUAAAAAUGAUUAGAAAAAAUAGGAAUCUUAGCCCGAUUUAACUAAUAUUCAAAAGAAAAAGUUAAAAGCAGAGCAAAAAUAAAGUAAUUCUCAUGCAUCAAACAUAGUAGAGAAAGUGUUAAAAAAAUAUUAAUAGGAUCAAAUCUUGGAUUAUAAUAAAAUUAAGGAUCACUAUUAGGAUGUCGUAGUUUAAAAAGGGGAAACUCUUGAAUUUAAUGAAGAACCAAUAAGUAAUUCGAACGAGUUAUCUGAUGUUGAAUUUGCCAUAAUGAAUAAAGAUUCAUAAAAUAUACAUGUUUUUCCUAAAACUCAACUAAAAGCAGUUAUGGAAAUAUUUAAGCAAAAAAAAGAAAGCAAAAAGGAUUGUAAAAAAGAGAUAGUACAAACGUAGACAAAAUAAUAAAAGGCUUAAGAAUUACUGCAUGUUGUUAAAUAAAAACAAAUAUCUAAAUAAAAGGACCAUUUACCAAAGCAAGCUUAAUAAUUAUAAUAAUAAUAGUAAUAAUAGUAAUAGAUUAACUAACCUACAAUGAUUUCAUAAGCUUUUGAAUCUUAAAUUAGUUAACAAAAAAACAUGCUUUAAUAAUUUCAAUAAUACUAAUAAUAAUAAUAAUAACAACAAUAAUAGUAAUAAUAGUAAUAAUAAUCCUAAUAAUAAUAAUAAUAAUAAUAGCAAUAAUAAUAAUAAUAGCCAUAACAGCCUUUCUAUCAACCACUUCUAUAUCCAAAUCUUUUAUAUCCUUAAAUGCAAAUGACUUAAAUGCCUAUCAUGGGAUAAUUGACAGGAUAAAUGAUGGGGCCGAUGUAAGGAUAAAUGAUGAUUCAAAUGCCAUAAUAAAUGAUGGGAUAGAUUCCAGGAUAAAUGCAGGGAUAAAUACCAGGUUAAAACAUGCAAAUAAUCCAAACACUCCCAGGGUAAAUGUAAUAAGCUGUUUAACCUGUAAAUUAAUAAAUGGCAGAACAAUUUCAAAAUAUGAUGUCACAUUAAAUCACUAACCCUCCAAAUAAUUAACAAUAAAAACUAAUGUAAGCCGAAUUGAAUUAGCAAAAUUAGUUGCAAAUGUAAUAACUCGCUUCGAGUGGAAUGACAUAAUAAUUUAUUCCUCUAAUGUAUAAGCAUUUUAUUGACUAAAUUAGGUAUGCCCCUUAGGCUUUUUAUGAAUAGCAACAGCUAUAAUAGAUAAGUCAAUUGGGUUAAUAGAUGUAAUAAAACAAUCUUUUGAAGGAGAUGUUUUAGCAGACACCUUAAUAAUAGAUGCAACCAAUGAAUUACCCCAUGCCUCUGAUGCAACAAUUUGGGGAUCAAUUUUAUUAAUAAAAGAAUGUUAAUUAAGGAUUCUAGUAAACAUUGCCAAAUUACUCAUAAGUAAAGCAAGAAUUGGAUGAUUAAUAAUAGAAGAAUAAUAAAUGA